This is a messenger RNA of Porites lobata, 7499 nucleotides long. The record is from the annotation of a GenBank genome assembly. NCBI's taxonomy places the organism in Eukaryota, Metazoa, Cnidaria, Anthozoa, Scleractinia, Poritidae.
AUGCCUGUUACCGAUCCUCAGCGCAAAUAUCCACGAAUAUUGUGGCGAACUAACGCGAGGCCUUCAUCAGCUGGAGCAGAGACUUCUAGUAAGCAUUUCUAUAGCUGUCGUGGCCAGUCUUAUACUAGUUGUGUUUUUUGCGGUUGAGAUAUUCGUUCCUGAAGGCCACAUAGAAUCACCCAUAGUAAUCAAGGAGGAGUAUUUUCUUUUCGUGCUGAUCUUUGGUCAAGAAAUUGCGAGACGUGUGCUUGCUAAUUUUGCCCGGCGUCAAAGUUAACACUCCACGCGCCUUGCCCGUGUUCGUCUUGAUUGAACGUGAUUGUUUAUAUUUUCAGGUAGGGGACGCUCUCACGGUCCGCACAAGUUUUACAUCCCUGUUGUUCCAAGAAGACAUAGCUUUGACGAAAGAAUAUUUGCUAUACCGGUAGGUGGAUUAUUAGUUAUUACUUUUUUCCAUUUUGGUGAAAUUAAAAUCGUUGGGUUUUGCCUGGGUUUAUUCUAGUGCGGCCUCGCUUAACGCGAGGAUGAGUCAUAAAGACAUAUUUAUAUUCCUGUGCGUUUAACAGUAACCAUCUGUCAGAUUCUUGAGCGCAAUGUUUGGUUGGAUUUAUAAACAUUUACUGUAGUCACUGUACGUUUAUGGAGCCGAGUCGUAUUAUAUUUGACUAAAUGACGUGAUCCCUCUUGAACAAUGCUAAUUCCGCUUUGAAACAAUAUUGCGUGGAUUUGUUUAAAUUUGUUGAAGUAUAAACAGCGCUUAUGUUUUUAAAAUAUCUUGAUAUUUGUUAACUCAAGAGGCACCAGAGGGGGCCUCAGGAAGUGUAAUAUCAUUCACUUCAUUUUGUCGCCGAUUCAAAAUGUUGGUUGAAAAAUCCGGUUGUAUCGUACGAAAGAGUGCCAUGCAUCAGAGAAUAACUUUAUUCGACCUGCAUAGCUUACUCAAAUCGCUCAAUCUCAAGACUUCGAAGAAUUUUAUAAAUACGGAAAUUUUUAGGGUUGCAACUAUUUGAUGAAAAUUAUUUGCUAGAAAUCGUCAUCUGAGUAUAUCAAUAUAUUGCAACUUUUGGCAAACCAAGAGAGACUCUUGCGCAAACGUUGUUCAGAGAAGCUAGAAAGCAUAAUGGGUCGAAGACCCGGAAAUCGCGGCGCUGUUCCUGAUAUUUUCUUUUCGAUCUUGAGGUGCAAAGUGGCGAGAGAAUAUUCGGAUAUUUCUUCUCUCGCCUCUUAAUGGCUCAAGCCGUUUUGUGGGGGCGAAUAUAGAAAGAAACCUCUAGAACUAGGAAAUCAGAAACAUUUGCGUUAUGCAGAUUCAGGUAACUUGCUCACUUCCUGUUCCCGAGGUGAAAACCUUCCCCGGGAAAUACUUCCUAGUAAUAGGAAAAUAGGGAUGUGCUGCUGGAUUGACUAUAUGGGGUUGCGUUUUCAAUAGAGUGACUAGAAGGGGCCUCACAUUUUCGAGAUUUUGUGGUUAAGAAAAUAUUUGUAUCUAGGAAUUAUCAAAAAAGUGUGUGAAUUCAUUUUAGGAUGACGCAUCUACUAUGCUUCAUAAGGUAGAUGUACAAACAGAAAGUGGCAGUAAAUUACAUUUGGCCAAAGUGAUUAAACUGGGGUCUAUAAUUGGCCACACAAUAAACUACAAUGGGGUAGGGAUUUUGGGAGGGUAGCGUCACAUACCCAGCAAAAAUUGACCCUAGUAGCACCCCCUGGUCCACCUCUCCUCUGUUCGGACUAAAACGGAGGGUUUUUUGGCAAUUUCUUUCAUUUUAUAUUGCUAUUGAUCUAGAACGUUAACGAAACAAAACAAACCAAGUCGUUUAUGUGCUAUUCGUAGGGCACAAAGGUUGAAGGGAGUACUUUAGUACAGCCCAUCAGUGCGGUUUUGUGGCAGACGUUAAGUCAUGUUUAUAGAACUCAAAGUUAACCAUCCCAGAAAAAUUCUGAUUUUUCCGCUGUUAUCUGCCCAUCAUUCCAUAUUUAUUUGCUUUCAGCUCCUAUGGUAAUUGUUUCUUUUUGCCUAACGGAAACCACAUCAAGCAUUGGUUUGAGCUAAAAAGUCUUUUAUCAGAGCAAGAUAUGCCAUCAGGCAUCUGUUUCCUUUGUUUUUUCGCGUUUAAGCCCCAAGGCGGAGUACCUCGUGAUAGACAGAGAUAAACUUUAGUGUCGGAAAGUGUCGAUAAACUUUCUCAGCUGAAUUCCCAAUUUCUUUGUUUGUCUGAUUGUUUUUUUAAGCCAUGUAUUCAUGCUAUAGUAAACUGGAUCAAAUAAACACGCGAACAACGGUAACUUUUAGCCUACGUGACAGGUUCUAUUUUUCUAGCGUUGUUUCCCCCCUUGCUCAACUUUCGUCUUCGCUUGCGCGCACGAAUGCGGUUUCCAAGGAUCACGCAUGCGCCCUUCAGGAUAUCUCCACGCUUUACAUUACGUGAAAUUGCCGCCCUUCGCCUCAAUAGGACCUACCGCGCAGGAUAAAAAUAAAUAAAUAAAAAAAAACAGUGGAAAGUAAAAAGUUAUAGCCGCCGCUCAGAAAUAGGACGAGAGUUCAUUUGUGCAGAACUAAGGGAAGUAAGCGACGUGUUCUUGUACAUAGUCGAUCAUAUCUCUUUGUGGUUUGUAAACAAAGUUUACUUAAUAGUGUCGAUAACAUCCGUGUCAUGGUCUAGUGACUGUUUUGUUAACUUGUCUGAUAGCUUGGCUCCCCUUCUCAAAUUCAUUCUGUGAAAUACCUAAAAUGCACACGAAUUAUCACACCGUAGGAUUUUUUCUAGAGACUGAAAUGAUUCACUUCUUUAAGAAGAUGUUUAGUUUUCUUAACAGUUUUUUACAUUUCCAGGUCAUGCGUAAGUGCCCUAUUUUAAACACUCUUUCUAUGACAAUGGAGGGGUUAUUUUGAUCUAUUUUAGUUAAAUUUAUUCUAAAGAAAAAAAAAGUCACGUCCGUAUGUUUUGAUUUCCCCUCAGAGUGCGAAAGGAAACUCCGGAGAAAGGUGAGUCUUGCUUUUAAUCAUGACGUUAUUAAAGAAAAUGUUAACGACUUUCUUUGCCUAGUAUUCCCGUUUUUCAUAAAAGCAUGUUUUGUUUAGUGAAGUACUGGAUCGUGUUGGCUAUUUCUAGCAGAUAUAUUGAUGUGACGGUUUGCAUGCACGCCCUAGCUCCUUGACCUUGUUACUUUUAAUAGUAGCCAAAGUAAAAAAAUAAAUAUAAUAAUUAUAAUCAUCAUCAUCGUCAUCGUCAUCGUCAUCGUCAUCGUCAUCGUCAUCGUCAUCGUCAUCGCGAAGGAAAAUUCAUUUUUUGGUUUAAAAUAAUCCUAAGUUAUAACAGUACCAUAAAAAAUUUCUACCAAAGAGGAUUCAUUUGAAUGGUAACACUACACUACGCUCGUUGCAGAGAGUAUUACAAGAAUAAGAUUAGGAACUUUGAUCCUGAUUGCCCACAUGUUGCUUGGCCGCAGCAUCAGUCAUCAUAGUCUUUUAACAUAUCGUCUAUAAACACGAGCAGGAGUGUUUUUAAACGUGAUGGUACACGACUGCGAGUUUUUUGAACGGCUUCAAAAUCUCUGAUACGUGCACCAAAAUUUGGAUUUGGGGUUAUUUUUAGCUUGCGUUCUUACGCCCAUUAAUUCCUAACGCGUGCUACGCGGGUUAGGUUAUUUUGGUCCAAAAAUUGGACGUAAAUUUUGUUUUUUUCUUUAUGAGUCAUUAAAGAGUUUUUGAAUCAUAAAUUUAUAUUUUUCCUCUUUUUAUACAUUAGUUAUUCUUUUUAAUUGGUUGAAUUAGCUCCCAUGGUUCUUAUAUUCCCUACUAGUCCUUCCCGCUGCUCUCUUCAUGUUUGUUCUUAAUGUAUGCAGUGAAAAUGGAUUAAAUUAAAUUAAAUUAAAUUAACCUAGCGAUGGACUGGCAUCCCUUCUGGGGUGGGGAUGUGGGGGUGAUGGGGGGAGGGGAUAGCAAUACUCCUAGUCGCUCUAUGCUGCAGAAACCGGGUAUAAGCUCCUGCUCCGGCCUGAUAGACCCCUUUGCUUGAAUGCAGACUGAACCUUACAUUACCGUAUUUUGCUUGGCAGAAAGCAAAAUGCCCGUCGUUCGUGGUCCAAGUUUAGUAUUUUUAUAUAUUUCUCUUUUCAAAAUUACUUCCAGUUUGCUCACAAGAGAGAGUAUCGGAAAAGAAGCUGAGCUUGAAAUGAAGCUGGCUAUUGUAUCAAAUGCUUUAAUGAAGGUCAGUAGUGAAACUACUAGUUUUUUUCUAGAAGAUUCCAAUUGUAAAAAAGCAUAAGGAUGAUUGUAGACGUGUCAGUGCGUUUCAAAGCGAGGCUAAGUGCGAAACCAUUGAUGUGAAAGUGAUUUUUUUAUUCUCGUGCGAAUAAAACUCAUUUUCACAGCUUUCUGCCACAGAGGAAGAGAUAGGAGUUGUGGUAGAUUGGUGCUUGUUUGCCUUGAUGAUGGCUAAAACUUCAAAAUUCUGUUUUGUUGUCCCCAUACAUUUCCAAUAGAAGUUGUAGGGAGAAUUUGUUGAAGUGUCUGUUAGAUUUAUCUUCUGUGAUCAUGUGCUCAAUUCUCAUCACCACUCUGUUUUGCAAAGUAUUGAUAUCACAUGGAGAAAUUUCAAGCUGAUCAGUAGAGGGUUUAAAGGGUUUAAGACUUGUCUGUUGUUUCUGUAGGAAGGAGAGGAGAAGCAUCGAUUGGAUUCAGAACUCCGAAAACUACAGAAAGAAAACAAAAGAUUGCAAGAAGAUCUUCGGACAGCCUCCCACCAACUUCGGAAAUUUACCGAGUGGUUUUUCGCGUCGAUCGAACCUAGUAACAGGUGAUCAACUUUGCGACUGUUCGACGGUAGGAGAAUAAAUCUCCGGACGGCCUCGUAUCAACGUCGGAAAUUCACGAAGUGGUUAGUGACGUUCGGUCGAGCCCAGCAACACGUGAUAAACUAGUUGCCGGGACUGAUGAAAUCUUUGUUUUGAAACUGGUUGCGUUAAGAAAGAAGUAAAUUAAUUUUAAUGUAUUUCCAAGAUAAACACCGAGGAACAAAUAUCGAAAAAAGUAAUUAUAAUUAUGUAUCCGUAGUUAAAAGACAGCUUGUGAAAUAUUGUAUUUUUUCUCUUGACAGCCGUUUGAUACCAUAAAAAAUUAGUAUACAUAUAUGAAAUUUGCUCCUUUUUAAGUAUAAUUAUCUUAGCAAAGUAAUCAUAACGGAGUGUUUUAAUACAAUAAUGCAUUUUUCGAACUACAGAUCUUGUGGUGUUCGCUUUGUUAUAGUGAUCUUUACCGUUUUUGUAAGGGACAUGUUUGCAUUCUGGACGGGCUACUGGUUUUUGUAAAUUUUUUAAGGGAAGAAGUAGUUUGCCUUGAUACCAAUUUUGUUAAAUAGUUGUAUGAAUUUGAGUUCUAUACUGUAAGUUAAAAUUUUAAUGGUGAUCAUAGUGAUCAAAUUUUUCCCUAAGUAAGAAUUAAGUGUUGAUGUUGGCCUUGGGGAGGGGUAGGUGGGCAGUUUCCCAGAAACGUGUAAUGAUCCCGAUAUAUCCGCCAUCUUUGCACUUGGUCUCUCGGGCGGCUAAUGAAAAUGGCCAAUACGAGCAUUCACAGUCUAGUUUGUAAAUUAUGUCCAUUAAAGUAUAAAGAACGUCUUACAGUCAAGGAGUUUCAGAUGAUUAAGUUGAGUUUUGUCGUUUUUGGAUGCCAAAAAGAUGUCUCCAGAAGAAAGAGACAAUGACACGAAAGUCCAGCUGCAAAUUUGACUCGACCAGAACUUGUGUUCCCGGAUGGAAGGAAUAAACCAAUUAUUUUCAAGAAUUCCUCUUCUUUCUGUCAGCUGAAAUAUGCAUAAUAUAUUUUGAGAUGACCGUUGUGUUGUAGAUGUCUCCAGAAGAAAGAGACAAUGACACGAAAGUCGAGCUGUACCUUUGGCUCGACUGGAACUUGCGUUCCCGGAUGGAAGGAAUAAACCAACCGCGUUCCCACCAAUUGAAACAGAGAAACCCUGGGAAUGAGGCUGGGAACUAAACGAACUUGACCAUGGUUUCCUGUAAUAGCAGCUUUCAUCUGCUGUCAUUCUCCUGGGAGACCACGUGACAUUGCUGUAUUCCAUGAAUCCUUGCGGUCGUACAAAGAUGGCGGAUAUAGGUCGUGAAGAUAAAGGUCUAUUCGAUUCAUGCUUCACGGAAUGUGAAGGUCUUUAUAAGCUUCAGUAAUACAAGUAUAGCAAGUUGUUUUGGUUUUGUUUUGUUUUUUUUUUCAUUUUGUUUCGCACUUUAUUACUUGCUGCUUUAGGUUUUCCCUACUUUUCUGUUGGGUGUUUAUGUCGUUGAUAGGUCUGGUCUUACUGAGUUUUGUGAAAAACCACCGUUGUUAGCUGUUAAAACGUUAUUUUAGUUCACAUGUGAGUUGUUGGGUUGUGUUUAGAUAAUUUGUUUAAGAUAAAUGGCAGAAUGUGGUUUUCCAUCGUUUGAGAAUAUUGAUUUCUUCGCUGAAGGAUUCGUUAGAUACUGAUAGUUCUGUGUAAUUUUGUCGGGAAAUUCGAAAAUCACCCGUUUUGGCCAUCUUACAUUAGAAAAGCCGAAAGAUAUUUAUAUCAAAGAAACCUUUAAACCAAGUCUCACGUCUUACGAACAAUUGCUAUUGAAGUGUAGAACCGUCUGCGGCUUUUGCUAGCCUUGGUGCAAGUGGAUUGCAAAUCCAAGAACUUCGCCUAUUUCCUAUUCCUUUUCUCGUAGCCUGCGAACACGGUAUCUUCAAUCGUUCCGCGUAUUUGAGGUCGUUGCGGGAGUGAUGACAAACGGCUGUAUUCGCAGGCUAGUUUUCACGUAUCGCUAAAAAGUAUUCAACCGGCGGCGAAGGUUUUUUCGCCAAAAACUAUCAUGCACAUAUUCUCCACACUGGAAAACACUCGUUUUCGUUCCACAUUUCAUAGUGCUAACAAAGAGAAUUUCUAUUGUAUCUCAAGCUUUGUUGAUCUUUGCAUUUCGGUGAAGACUCCCCUUCUGCGCGAUUGACUAGUGGUAUUUUAAGGAAAUAUUAGAUAUUGAUCACUGUUAAUUAUCAAAUGGUUUAAAAAAAUAAAAACUAGUUAAAUCUCUAAUCAACCUUGUUUAAUGACGAAUCGAUGACUUGUUUUAAUCCUUCGAGUUCCACUAUUAUCGUCCAAAUUCUCAUUAGCAGUCGUAUGAAUCUCUCCCAGGGAGAAUUUAUUGGAAGUUGCCAUUUUUUGUUACUUUCUCUAUUCAUUUGUCUCUAGUAUUUGUUAAAGUGCUCGUAACGUAAAAAUUGUUAUUCUUUUAACUAUUUAACUAUUCUUUUUUACUACAAGAACCUCUUCUGUUUUAAGUGCUGGUCACUUGUUGGAACUUGUGGGACUGAAAUAUAGCCUAGUAAUUCCUACGUGGACUUAUCAAUUAAAAUUCGUUGCUUUAGCAGCGGAGUUUGUAUACUAGUGGUUAAAAUUUUGUAAAAGGUCUAUUGUAUGCUUGUACAAAGCGAACUCUUAAAGAACAUAAAUAAAGGAAAGUUAAAGUUG